GAAAGUUUCAGAGCUCAUUUUUAAAAUGAAGUUUCUCUCAAUUGAAUACUGCUGUGAUACAGGUGAUGGAAAAUAUGCACUGAAAUAAUGUUUUCUUCUUAAUUUAUUAGAAUCAGAUUUUUUUGACGUGGAAGAAAAAAUUUGGAAAAUUUAGCAAACUAAGUUUUAAGGGCAGACAAAAUUAAUUCAUGACUCAGAGACGAAAAAGACCACGUGUGAAGAGAUCUUAUUAAAAAAAAGAAGCCCAACAUGUUUUUCAGUGAAAAGCAUAUUUGAUCCAUAUUAUCCAGCUUAAAAUCCUAUGAUUUCCCAAUGGAACUCAAAGAGGCUUCUGAAGUUACCAAAUCCACCUUGAUGCAUUCAUCUUUUUCAAAUUGUCCAGGUUAGAUCAUCUCGGAUGGAGGCAUUUUAUCUUAAAUGUCAACAUUAGAAACACUGAGAUAAAGACCAGGGGCAGCAAUCUGUGAACUGCGGAACUGUGUUAAUUGUUCAUUCUCAAACAUAGAGAUGCCAAUUAAUUCCACACAACCCAGAUUCAAAGCAGCAUGGAGAAAUGGUUCUGAUGUUAGUAUUGCACAUAAAUGAAGAAAGUAGAUGUGUUCCAGCGCCCAGAAAGCUGAUUCUUCAACAGGCACCAAUAGAAGAAUCCCAAUGCAACCAGCAAUUGGCUGGUGGAAUCUUUGUUCAGGCGAAAGGCACCCUAAACCAGCGGCUAGGUGGAGAAAACCCUCUUUCACCCUCACCUUCAGAAUCAACGGAUCAGCCACCUGGGCUCCCGCAGGCUGCGCCACCGUCUCACUCCUGGUGCACGUCUCCCCCUCUCGACCGCCAAGUGCUCACUCCCUCCCGGAGAGCACUUACACAAUGGACUCACUUGUUUCCCUUGAACCUCUCCUUUGACUUCCAGCCCCAGCCCACAACUUGAGCAAGAGUCAGGCAGGAGCCUCUGCCAUGGAGAAUGGACCCGCGAAGCCUUCCAGACGGGCUUGGAAGCACGCGCGCACACGCAGACAAAACAAACAAUGCUUGGUCCACGAAUGAAUAAAUUAACGACACCCAUGCCCCCACCCACUGCUCUGCAACCCGCAAAAAGAAACCCGGAAUGGGGUUUCCUCAGUGAGAUAUUUUGUUUUGUAUUUCAAACUGCAAACAUUCUUCUUUGGCGGCGGCAGAAGAGAUGCUGUGCGUCCUGAUGGCAAUAAAGAUUGACGGUGGCUUAGCCCGAGACAACGCCCCCAGUAUUGCGCUGCGCCAGGUUCCCUGAGAACCGCGAGGGGGAAGCGCAGAUCCAGGGGAAGGGAACAGCAGAGGCAAAGGCAGCUUAGGAGGGAUGAGAAAUGGGAAAUCAGGGAGGAAAAAAAAUGAAUGAGUCAAAUAGGGCUUUAAUAGUGAAACUUCGGGAGAGAAAGGGGUGGGAUCUCUCCCCAGGUAACUACCUUGAGAUUAAAAAAAAAGAUGAAUGCAUAAGGAAGUGGCAAGCAACAACAACUUUGAGGAUUAAAACAAGGUGAGCCAACCAUGACUGGCAAAACACAGACAAGCAAUGUCACCAAUAAGAAUGACCCCAAGUCCAUCAACUCCCGUGUUUUCAUCGGCAAUCUAAAUACAGCCAUUGUCAAGAAAGUUGACAUUGAAGCCAUUUUCUCAAAGUAUGGAAAAAUAGUUGGAUGCUCAGUUCACAAAGGUUAUGCAUUUGUACAGUACAUGAGUGAGCGACAUGCCAGAGCUGCAGUGGCUGGAGAAAAUGCCAGGAUCAUUGCUGGCCAACCACUUGAUAUCAAUAUGGCAGGAGAACCCAAACCAUACAGACCAAAACCUGGAAACAAGAGGCCCCUUUCUGCACUUUAUAGACUUGAGUCAAAGGAGCCUUUCCUGUCUGUUGGUGGUUAUGUCUUUGACUAUGAUUACUACAGAGAAGAUUUCUACAAUCGGUUAUUCGAUUACCACGGGCGUGUGCCUCCACCUCCCCGUGCGGUAAUUCCACUGAAGCGUCCCCGAGUGGCCGUCACAACGACUCGCAGGGGAAAAGGAGUCUUUUCCAUGAAAGGGGGAUCGAGAUCUACCGUCAGUGGGUCAUCUUCAUCAGGCUCUAAAUUGAAAUCAGAUGAGUUACAGACAAUCAAGAAAGAAUUAACCCAGAUCAAAACGAAAAUUGACUCCUUGCUAGGGCGCCUGGAGAAAAUUGAGAAGCAGCAGAAGGCGGAGGCAGAAGCUCAGAAGAAGCAAUUGGAAGAGAGUAUAGAGCUGAUCCAAGAUGAAUGUGUGUCAGAGAAUGCAGAUCACUCUACAGAGGAGCCUGCUGAAGGAGGGCCAGAUGCGGAUGGAGAAGAGAUGACUGAUGGGAUAGAGGAGGACUUCGAUGAAGAUGGGGGUCAUGAGCUGGUAGGAACUAAACACUUGGUGUUCACACCCUUUGGUAACAGCACCAGCAUGUCAGCAACUCAUUCAUUCUAAAAUAAAGAUUUAAUAUUUGGGGCUUAUUUCAUUCUUAUAUGCAUAUAUGUAAGGCAACAUCAGUACAGUGCUUUGCACAUAAUAAGUGCUCAAUACAUUUCUGCUAAUUUAAAAUAUGACAGAGUAAAUUAAUGGACAAUUGAAAUAUUAUAUAUGAGAUUAGUUGUAGUUAAAGUGAAAUAAAUGAAAGAUUGCUCUUUCCCAAAUGCUCCAUCACGAAGGGAAUCUUGCAUUUGAGCAAUUACAUGUGAACGGUACAUGGAUAUAAUAUUCUGGCAACAAACGACCAUCUAAUGGAAAAUACCUGGCUCCCUCUCUUAUUAAAUAGUGUCAUUCAGUGCUGAGAAUUAUCUUUACUAGUUGUAUGGCCAACAGUUGUUUCUAUAGUCUGAAGACUAAGAUGACCCUUGAUAUAUGGCCAGUUCACCAUCGUUAGUGCAUGUGCUGCUUGAUAGCCAGUUUUUAUGAGUUGGGGAUUUAGCCAAGACUUGACUCCUUAUAUGUUUUAUUUUCCCAAUGUUGUUAUAAUCAUAGUGCUCAUUUCUGAUGUCCUUUCCUAUGUAUGUACACCAGGGACUUCGUAAAUAUAUGCUGAUGAGGAUGCGAUUUCUCAUAUUUUAUCAUCCAUGAAAUUAAAUAUACUAUCUUAAAGGGAUUGACUAAUAAAAAUGAUGAGAGUGCAAGUGUGUGUGUGUGCAUGUGUGUGUGCGUGCGUGUUGCCAACUCUCAAAUAUCUAUGGACCAAUCAUAUUAAACUUGACUUAUCCCAGGUAAUAUCAGAUUCCAAUUUGUUAUAAUACCUAUUGUUACUUAACUAAUUUUGUCAUGGUGGUGGCUGUUUUGGUAUGGUAACCACCCUAUCAAUAGUUUCAUUUAGGGAGCUCUAUAUUGAUUUUUAACAUUCCAGUUCUGUUUAAAUUGCAUGGGCCCUUCAUUUAAACCUUUCAAAUUGUCUUUAGAGUCUCUAAUAACCACCCUUUUUUCUCCAGAAGUUGGCAUCAGCUUGAAGGACUCAAGUCACUUUUUAGAAUGGUUUUGAUUUCACGAAUCUAUUAAGCAGGGUAGAAUGAAGGACUAACAGAUCUUUCAGCUUUUCCUCAGGCCAGACUUUAAUUCAAUAACUUAAUUUCCUCAGUCCACUCUAAUCAGACUUCUGUUUUUACCAUUCUGUUGUGAGUGCUUUUGCCAAGGUCUCUGGAGCCCUCAGUGUUGCCAUUUCCAAUGGUUACCUCUCUGUUCUUAUUUUCAUUUACUUCUCAGCAAAAUUUGGCUAAGAAUUGAUUUGGAGAAUUCUGAGAAAUUCUCCUACUAUACCAAUUGCUCAUUCUCAUUUUCCUGU
Messenger RNA from Ailuropoda melanoleuca (giant panda), 3793 nucleotides. It is a transcript of the gene RALYL, whose product is annotated as RALY RNA binding protein like. Bases 1519 to 2454 code for a protein of 311 amino acids. NCBI's taxonomy places the organism in Eukaryota, Metazoa, Chordata, Mammalia, Carnivora, Ursidae. Gene Ontology annotation, cellular component: nucleus. The record is from RefSeq and is a predicted model, not a curated record. The transcript is spliced from 9 exons. Gene Ontology annotation, molecular function: RNA binding.